Molecule: messenger RNA, 2697 nt
Organism: Rotaria sordida
Lineage: Eukaryota; Metazoa; Rotifera; Eurotatoria; Philodinida; Philodinidae
Source: the annotation of a GenBank genome assembly
AUGGCUGGAAAAACCGGUACACCAUAUGACAUUCUUGAAGUAACAAAAGAAAAUAAUGACUAUCAAUUGCGUGUUGCAUAUCGUCAAAAAAUUCAUCAAUUCAAAGCAGAUCAAUUAAAACCACCUGCAAAUCGUACAAUUAAUGAUAAACAAUUUCAACAAAUUUGUCGUGCUUAUGAAACACUUUCAGAUUACGAUAAACGAAAACGAUAUAAUGAACGACAAGAAUGGAUUUCAGAUUUACAUGAAUCGAAAUAUACACUUCAACAAUUAGCUGCUGAACCACUUUUUGCAGAACAAUUAAAACAAAGAUUAAUCAAUUCUAAAUUAAGACAAAUUAAUGCACAAGAUCCAAUUACAGGUCAAACACCAUUAUAUUGUGCAGCACGUACAUGUAAUAUUGAAGCUGUACAAUAUCUUAUUGAACAAGGUGCUGAUCCUGAUUUAGUACAACGAACAGGAAGUACUGCUUUACAUGUUGCUUCAUUUUAUGGACAUCCAGAAAUUGUUCAAUGUUUAUUAGAAAGUGGAACUGAUUAUACUUUAAAAAAUUCUUGUAAUAAUUUACCUGAAACUGAAUCAUAUAAUGAUCAAGUAAAAGAGACUUUCACUAAAUUAAAACAAAUACCAUUUGUACAAGCAGCUGCUAAUCAACUUAAUUGGUUCAAAGAAAAUAUAUCAAAUAUUAAAGAACAUAUUGAUACACAAUAUUAUGUUCAACGUCAAACAUUACUUCAUUGUGCAGCAAAAAAAGGUCAUUUUGAACUUGUUCAAUGGCUUGUUGAAGAACGUUCAGCUAACAUUGAUAUUGUUGAUAUUAAUUUAAAUUCAGCUCUUCACCUUGCUUCUUAUGGUGGACAUUCAUCGAUUGUUGAAUAUCUACUUAAUCAAGGUGCUGAUUCAACUUUAAUAAAUAAAUGGGGAAUGACAGCUGAACAAGAAGGACUUAUUCAUAAAACUAAAAUAACACAAUUAUUUCAAUCAAUGAAAGAACAAAACAUGUUCGAUAUGGCUGUUAACGGUUUUGAUUGGUGGUUUAGAUAUUAUUUUGAUGAUAAUUCACCAAAUACAAUUGAUGGUCGUGGUACAAGUAUACUUUAUGUUGCAUGUCGUUUUGGUAAAACAUCAGUUGCGAAAUGGCUUUUAGACAAAGGUGCAACUAUUAAUUUUCAAUUACCUGGACAACGUAGUACACCAUUACAUGCUGCUGCUUUUCAUGGACAUAAAUCAACAGUUGAAUUAUUACUCUCUCGAAGUGUUGAUAUUAAUAUUCAAAAUCAAUAUGGUGCUACGGCUUUAGAUGAAGCUCAAACUGAUGAAAUUAAAACACUUCUACAACAAUAUCGAGAGAAUUUAUCAGUAGAAAAAUUAAUUUCUGUACAUUUGUAUGGUGAUGGAACUAAAUCCGGUAAUGAACCAAUAGCAAAAGUACAAUUACAUUAUGAUGCUACAAUUGAUGAUCUAAUAAAAGCAAUACCACCAUCUUUAGGAAAUUCAUAUCGAUGGUUUUCAGUUGCUCGAAGUCCUUUAGCCUUUGAAAACAACAAUAUUAACUUAGUAUCAGCUGUGUGUCGUGCUCGUCAUGCCAAUACAAAAUUCAUAGAUUUACCAAUAUGUCUCAUAACUUAUACUUCUCCACGAUAUAUGAAUAGUGGUUAUACAACAAGAAAACAGUUCCCUGCUCAUAAUUUACGUUCAUUCCAAAGCAUGUUUAGAACACAAAGUAAAAUGACUUCAUUUCAUAUAGAAGCUAAAUCAAACAAUAUACAAACAUUUAAUAUUGAAAAUUUGUUAUUUAACUUUGCUCCUAAUUGUGCCAAUAAUGAUAUUUCAAUUAAAAUCAAUUAUAUAAUUGAACCAGAUGCUGAACAAUUUGACUUAUCUGAAUGUAUUUGUCUAUUCGAAACAGAAUAUAAUGAUAAUGAUGAUAAACUAAAUGAUAUGCCAACAGUUACAGUCAAAAAUGAAUCUAAUGUGAAAUUAUAUACAUGGAUAUCAAAUUCUGCUCAUUGGUUUUCUUAUUCGAAUCAAUCGAAUCGUUUACCUCGUAUUGGUAGUAAACACGCUUUAAUUCGUCAAGUGGAAAUUAUUCCAAAACAACUUUAUCUUUUACCAGACAUGUUUAUUCAAGCUGCUGUUGGAAGACCUCUUCAACCUUGUCAAAAUCCAGUUCCUUGUCAAUAUCUAAAGAUACGUGAUCAUGACUCGGAGAAUUUUCCCCACACUGCUUAUCAUGGAACAUCUAUUGGCGUUAUUCGUUCGAUACUUAUGGAUGGACUGGUUAUGGCAAAUACAGUUGUCUCAAGUGGAAUUCGUGUUUGCCCACCUAAGAAUCACAUUGCACGAGGAGUAGAAGCUUUUGGGAUUAAAGAUUUUGCAAAUGCAAUAUUCGUUAGUCCAAGUAUACAUUACUGUUCAGAUCCCGUCUAUGCUGUUUCAUUUAGUAAUAAUGAUCAAUUGACGAUAGUUGUACUCGAGUGUAGAGUUAAAAAAGGCACAUUUGAUGCUUUCAAAAGUACUGUACCUACAUAUGUGGCAAAACCGGGUGACAAUCUAGAUGCCAUUGAAUGGCGAAUAACUUCUCCAGCAUGUAUUCAAAUAACGGGAAUUCUCUUCAUUCAAAUUAUUAAGUCAAUUGAGAAAGCGUCAAAAAGUCGAGCUGAUAAAUUAGGAAUUGAUCCUAAUAGUAUGACAUAA